CCACUGAUUAACCAGAGAAGUUGAUUCUGGGCCAGUCUCGACUGAAUUCACGGCAAUUUGAUCAACAUGAACAAUCCACGAGUUAUGUUCGAUUCGCAAGAGCCGAUUGAAAGAAGUGACGACAGCGGGGCCGCUUUGCCCUCAACAACGUGCACAUUCCCCGCGACUGAAAAAACAAAAGAAAAGAGGUGUUUCAUUUCUCACAGCAGCGAAGACGCGGAGUGGAUUAAGGAAAUGAUAACAAAGCUGGAGAAGGAAAAUGAUAUUAGGUGCAUCUAUGCAGAGAGGGACUUUUACCCCGGCAAACCAAUAUUAGACAACAUUGUAACCAGCAUUAGAAAUUCUACUAUAAUCAUCGUAGCGUUGUCGCCAGCCUUUCUGGAUAGUCGGUUCUGUGAGUAUGAAACCCAAAUGGCCCUUAUGGAACAUCUGACAACAGCUCCGAAGCAGAUUGUUAGUAUUCGAUUGAAGGAGUGAGUAAUUCCCGAUUUUAUAUCUCAUCUCACCUAUCUUGACGUUGAAGAUUCUAACUUCUGGGAAAAGUUUUUGUUAAUUCUGAAAACAGGCACAACAGGAGGUGUUGGAUCCCAAUUCGCAUCGACACUAAACAAGUACAAUGGUAAAAAUGUCUGGUGUAUACCGUUCAGCGCGUAUGCCUGGAGCGGUUUUGACUAUGAGGGUUUACAUAAAACACUUUCAUCAAAGGGAAUUCGGGUACCGAAAAAUGUAACAACAAAUGCUCUUGACCACGUAUGGCACAACGUACAAUUUGUCUUCAUGAAUUGGUUUAGCAAAAUACUGCUGUUAGCCAACUACUUCAAUUCAGCAUUAUUAAUAAUACCAUUGAUACUAAUUGUACUGUGUUAUAAGUUAUUCAAUGAUGUCAUUAUUGCCAUGAUAUACUACGCAAUAUUGGGCAUUUUAUUAAUUUCUAUCUUAUCUGGGAUUUUUUUGAACUGGGCAACUAAUUCGUUUAAGGAACUAUCAUACACAGUGAAUGAACGCCUAAUAGACCAUGGUUUAAUAACUGCAUUUCAUUGGAAUGAAGUGGACAUUAAUUACCGUUAUCUCAUGCAGUUAGACUUCAUCUACUUCAAAUCAAACAUGUGCUUAGAAUAUCUAAAAAUGUAUCUUGAUGAACGAUGUGAGAAAGAAAAAAAAGAAAAUGAAAAACGACCCUUGCUUUCUAUUUCUCAACGCUUCCGGAGAGAACCAAAAGACGAGAUAAAAAAUACAUCUGACAUUGCCAAGAAAGAAUUGAUCAAGAUUAGUAGUCUGUAUGUACACAAGCUAAUGAAUCGAACGUUACUACAUCCAGUCACUGGACAUCGUCACGCCACAACCGGCAUGUGCCUGUGUCAACUUGUACAAGCGGAAGUGUACGAAGAAACCAUCUGAGUCAAUAGAGUGAUGUAAUUGCGGGCGACCUAUAGAACUGUCAUUUAGUACAACAUAAUUAUGCACAAACCUCUAAUUCCAUGUACACCUGUUUGAACUCGAGUUCUUAUUUUGACAGGUUCUCUGAAUGUAUUUUAUAUACCACAUAGCAUAGAGUCGAAAUAUUUCACGUAUUUAUUUAUUUACAUAUAUGUUGUAUAUAUGACUUAAUCUGGAAAAGUACUGUAGGUUUUGUGGAACACAUAUGAUAUUGGGAUGAUAAAAAUAGUUUCCAAAUAUGUUUUGGGGGAAAUAGUUAUUAGAAAAUAUGAGUGCUGUAUAUUUAUUAAAUAAAAUUAUGUAAAAUAAAUUAGAAAUGUAGAAGUUAUAAAAGA
Saccoglossus kowalevskii is the source of this 1772-nucleotide messenger RNA. RefSeq lists its product as uncharacterized. Lineage: Eukaryota; Metazoa; Hemichordata; Enteropneusta; Harrimaniidae. Gene Ontology annotation, biological process: signal transduction. The record is from RefSeq and is a predicted model, not a curated record.